CGCGACUCUACCGGAAGCCACAGCGGAUUGAACAGAAAGUGGAAGAGACUGAAUCACAAUGAACACCCGAGGACUCCGAUCUCAGCUGAAGGACAGUGUCCCGGUGGUAGGCCUCCAUCCACAGGGACAGUAUGGAAUCCAGGACUCUCUGCGGAGCGGAUUUACCAGCGUAAAGAAUGAGCUCCUGCCCAGCCACCCACUGGAGCUGUCCGAAAAGAACUUCCAGCUGAACCAGGACAAGAUGAAUUUCUCGACUCUGAGAAACAUCCAGGGUCUUCAUGCUCCACUCAAACUGCAGAUGGAGUACAGGGCAGCCAGACAGAUCCAGCGCCUGCCGUUCUUACAGAGCUCAAACCUGGCUCUAGAUACGCUGCGAGGCACCGACGAGUCCAUCGGCUUCGAGGACAUCCUCGGCGAUCCAGGCCAGAGUGAAAUGAUGGGAGAGCCUCACAUGAUGGUGGAAUACAAACUGGGAAUGUUAAUGUGAAACAGAUCCACACAUACACACACAUGUAGUUCAUUAUUUGUUUUAUUGGUUCAUAAACAACAAGUCACCAACUCAGGCUCUGUGGAACUGUCACCAUCUGGGAAGGACAGGGGAUAAAUGAGGGUGUGGGAGGCGUGGGGGCAUAUAUCUGAAGAUUUCAUGAUCAGACACAUUCAGUGCUGCUUUUGUAUGAUUCCAACCUGUUAUUUCUAAUAAACUUCGUAACUCUU
Limanda limanda (common dab) is the source of this 717-nucleotide messenger RNA. It is a transcript of the gene pomp, whose product is annotated as proteasome maturation protein. Gene Ontology annotation, cellular component: cytoplasm; nucleus. NCBI's taxonomy places the organism in Eukaryota, Metazoa, Chordata, Actinopteri, Pleuronectiformes, Pleuronectidae. The transcript has 6 exons. Gene Ontology annotation, biological process: proteasome assembly. The record is from RefSeq and is a predicted model, not a curated record. Bases 59 to 487 code for a protein of 142 amino acids.